AUGAACAAAUUCCUGGCAAAUCGCGCGACUCCCGCACCAAAAUCAAACUCAAAAGAGCCAAAAGAAGCGACGUCAAAUAAGGAAAACGCAUCGGAAAUAGAAAAAGAUGAUCCGAAAUCAUCUACCGAAAUUUUGCACGAGGCGAUUUCCGAGAAAAACGCGAAACUCGCCUACAAUAUUCUAUCGAAAAAUCGACCGUUCGAUUUAGCAAUGAAUAAACAAAUGACGUCAAUCGUGUUCGAGAACGGCUUCUCCUCAUCGGCUUCUGAGCACAUGCUGCUUUCUGUCGAUGAGGCUGUGGUGAGCGCAUUAACUGCCGGAGAAUCAAUCACAAUUCGCGGCGAAAAUGAUGACGAUGCCGUCUUGUGCACAGAAAAUGCCACAUUUCCGAUCAAAAUCGUCGAAUCCGCGACCACUUAUCUCAUAAUGCACGAUGUUUUAGGGCCGCCGGAAAAAAAUGCGAGCGCCGAACCGGAAUUUCAAGUUAGAAAGAUCAGCGGCAAAUGCUACGGAAUCGGCGAAUUGUGCCCACCGUCGGAUAUUCUGAAGUUGGCUCGUCUCAAGGAUCUUCUGCACGAGAAUGAGAUCGUCUGGGAGACGUGCACACAGGCAAAUGAGCAAUUUCUUGGUUAUUCGCUUAAUGAUCUACUCAAGUCGGUACAAAUGAGCAUUGGCGAGGUUGAAACGGCUCUUGCUGAUCUACCGGUCGUCAAACUCAAAAAAACCGGCAAACUCCGCUAUUUAUCGCAUAAGUAUCGAGUGGAGCUCCUUAAAAGGCUGGUAGACGGAAUCGACGAUGAUGAUCAGCAUGAGAUUUCAAUGGAAAAGGUGACAAAGUCGAGCCUUCGCGACUAUCUGCCGCCAAACGCUCUCGACGAAAUCAUCGAUUGGUUCGUGGAAACGCGUUGCGAUCAAAUCGACGAAUCGCGUAAUCAUUUUCGAAUCAACGAGGAGAAGCUCGCGAGAGACAUCAUCAUCGGUGUGCUGUAUUCGACGCGAAAAAUGAGUUUCGCGCAAUUCGAGGAUUCCGCCAAAAAGUGUCUGCCGUUCGGAAUCGAGAUCAAGGACUCGUAUUUCGCCGGCAUCUGCGAUAUUGUCGACUCGCCGUCGGGCCGACUAAUCUUCUAUCUUGCACCCGAGGACCUUCCAGACGAGACACGCGACAGAAUGAUCUACCUGUUCAAUCAUCGCCGACUCUGGACAAUGGAGCAAAUUCGGCCAUUCUUCAACGACAUCUUCAAAUCAAAAGUCGCGUUCGACAAAUAUUUGGUGCAGAAGUGCGAUUACACAAUUUCCAACACCAACGAGAUGCUCUACUGUGGUGUUCGCGCAUAA
Caenorhabditis bovis is the source of this 1335-nucleotide messenger RNA. The record is from the annotation of a GenBank genome assembly. NCBI's taxonomy places the organism in Eukaryota, Metazoa, Nematoda, Chromadorea, Rhabditida, Rhabditidae.